UAUCCAAUAAACAACAUGGCGUCAUCGUGGUUGGAAAAACUGAAAGAGGCACAGAAAACGUGCUUAGUUCAAGAUGGCAGAAGGAAGAUACACUUCACCUUUAAAGAUGGGGCAGAGAUGACAGAGGAAUAUGACCUUCAGACCAGCGAGCUUGUCGUUCGUCGAUGGCGUCGUCAAGGGAAGCUGGGCGGGGCAGGCAAGUGGGAGACAGAGGUGGGAGAGGAAGGUGUGCCCCGGAUGCUGGAAAUGGAGGGCAUAGUGGAAAGUAGCAGCAAUCCAAUGUUUGUCAGGAAAGACAUCAAGAGCAAGUUCCAGUGGCGAGUGAGAAACCUGCCCUACCCUGUUGAGACAUACAAUGCUAGCCUAGAUGAUUCCUCCACACAGGUCAUCAUCAGAACAACAAACAAAAAAUACUACAAGAAGUUUAACAUCCCAGACAUGGAGCGCUUGGGACUGAAAUUGUCAGCUGAUCAGAUCCACUUGGCUCAUGCCAAUAACACACUUAUAAUAUCAUAUAAAAAACCCAAAGAAAUACUGGAUAUAGAGAAACAACUGCAGGAAGAGUUCAAGAAGAUGAAAGCUACCAGUGAUGGGGACAUGGACUGCCGGCCGAGCUGAUGGUACUCACAGACCAAUGGUUUCUACUGUGGAGCUGAACAAUGGCUGCACCAAGUCAAACAUUUUUCAGAAAGGGACAUAACUCUCAUAAACUAAUCGAAAAUC
Messenger RNA from Haliotis rubra (blacklip abalone), 723 nucleotides. RefSeq names its product protein DPCD-like. The record is from RefSeq and is a predicted model, not a curated record. NCBI's taxonomy places the organism in Eukaryota, Metazoa, Mollusca, Gastropoda, Lepetellida, Haliotidae. The transcript is spliced from 6 exons. Bases 16 to 618 code for a protein of 200 amino acids.